UUUUGCUAUGUAUAUUCCAGGAUAAUAAAUUAUAAUGCUUUGAUUGCUCCUGUAUAUGUACACAGUAAUUAUUGUAUAUAUAUUAUAGCAAAUAUAAAUUUUUUAUUUUUUAAUGAUAGGAGACAAACAAUUUCUGCUCGUAAGCAAUGGCCAAAUCUAAUUUUUCAGAGACGUAAUAUUGAUGUAUAUGUCGAACCAAAAUUUGAGGAUACAUAUUGCAAAACUCAGAAAGAUGAAUUUGAAGUACCAUACAAAUAUAUAAAUCUUAUAUGUGAAUUAGGAAAGGGACAGUUUGGUAAAGUAUAUCUAGGUAGCUUAAACAACAAUGAGAAUACAUUAAUAGCUGUUAAAAUGUCACAAUGUUCUGAUGCAUGCAACGAACCUGAAGCUAGGCAUCAAUUAAUGGAAGAAAUCAAAAUAAUGAAAGCAGCUGGUUCUCAUACACAUUUAGUCAGCCUUAUAGGUUGCUGCACUUUACCAAAUAAUCCUAUAUGCAUAAUUUUAGAAUAUAUGGAAGGUGGGGAUUUGCUUGCCUAUCUACAUUGUAGAAGAAAAAUCAAAUCAGAUGAUAUAUCUUUGUGCAGUUUUGAAAAGGCUGUAUCUAGGUACGCAAAUAUUGUUGAAAAAAAUGACAAUUUAUAUGAUGUAAUUGAGAAGCAACAAUUUAUGAAGUUUGCGCUUGAUAUUGCAAGAGGAAUGGAAUAUUUGGAAGCUAAAGGAAUUAUACACAGAGAUUUGGCAGCAAGAAACAUCCUCCUCACUUCAUUGUCAAAUCCAACAUUAAAGAUUUCUGAUUUUGGUUUGUCACGA
Molecule: messenger RNA, 810 nt
Organism: Wasmannia auropunctata (little fire ant)
Lineage: Eukaryota; Metazoa; Arthropoda; Insecta; Hymenoptera; Formicidae
Product: fibroblast growth factor receptor homolog 1-like
Exons: 3
Biological process (GO): protein phosphorylation; positive regulation of kinase activity; multicellular organism development
Cellular component (GO): signaling receptor complex
Molecular function (GO): ATP binding; transmembrane receptor protein tyrosine kinase activity
Source: RefSeq, a predicted model, not a curated record